Molecule: messenger RNA, 1503 nt
Organism: Asterias rubens (European starfish)
Lineage: Eukaryota; Metazoa; Echinodermata; Asteroidea; Forcipulatida; Asteriidae
Product: testis-expressed protein 9-like
Exons: 11
Coding region: 1-1350 (449 amino acids)
Source: RefSeq, a predicted model, not a curated record
AUGGCGGACGGAUUGAAUCUUGGAAAUUCAAGAAGGGGGCAGGUAAACAGACCAUCUUCAUCAGGUGGGCGGAGAACAGCUGGGGCAAAUGGAGGGGGCAAUAUGAGUUCACGACCUCAAUCUAAAACUGGUGGGACAAGAGAUCUUAUGAGUCGUGAAGAAGAAUACAUGCGUUUGAAUGCAGAGUUAGAGGCCAAGACUGCUGGACUCAUUCAGGAAGCAGAAGAUGUCAUGCGUGAACAAGAAGAGAUGCUUAGCAGGUCAAUGAAUCGUCUUUCAUUUGGUGACAGCGAUCAGCAUGAAGCAACAUCAGCCAUCUUUGAUACCGAGCCGCCUCACGUCUCAGAUGAUAUCUCUAAGCCAUCUUCAAUACCGUCAACAAACCUUGCUUCGGGCAAAAGACCGCCCUCAAGAGGUCGACCACCAUCAGCUAAUGCCAGACCUUUAUCUGCAAGCACCAGACCCCAAUCAUCAACUGCCCGAGCUGUAACUGCAAGUACACGGCCAUCAUCCAAAGCAAAAACAAGACCUAAAGCUAAAGCAGCAUCAGCCAGUAGGUUUGAGGAUGUUGCAAUCCCUGAUGAUGUCAUGGGUGGAUAUCCAGGUGUAGGUCCCUCCUCUGCAACUAGUAAUGACUUCUCGUUGACUGACACUAUCAAUGCUAUAGAGGGCAGGCUUGAUGAUGGAUCACUACCAGCGGAGAUGUUGGAUGAUGUUUUACCGCAGGCUGCCGAGGGAAUGGGGUCAGAGGCCACUAUUCGAUUCAUGAAAGCCAAGUUAAGAGUUAUGCAGGAAGAGAUGGACAGAUUAGCUCAUGAAUAUAAUAAAAAGGACGAGCAGAAUUCUAAACUAGAAGGAAGUUUAAAGGAAGUUGAUGAUGAAAGAUCACGUCUCCAACGAACCAACACAACCCAACAAACUCAGAUUGAUAAACAUAAGAAACUAGCUGAAGAAACCAAAAGGAAAGCGGAUGGACUUGAAGGACAGUUAACUGCUCUAAGAAAGGAAGUGGAUGCGUUGAAGCGUAACCAGAAGCAAUCAGCAACUACUCAAGGCGCAGUAGAAGUGCGUCUUAACAGAGCGUUGGAAGAAGCAGAUCGCUAUAAAGCUGAACUUCAAAAAGCUAGGACUUCAUCAAGGGAAUCCACAGAUCAAGAGAGGAAGAGAAUUGAGCAACUUCUUGGGGAGAAUAGACGUCUUGAGAAACAGAAGAAUGAACUGAUGACUGGCUUCAAGAAGCAGCUGAAACUUAUAGAUGUCUUAAAGAGACAGAAGAUGCACAUUGAGGCAGCUAAGAUGUUGUCAUUUACAGAAGAGGAAUUUGUCAAGGCUUUAGAAUGGGGAAACUGAAAGGUCACCAGAGGUCACAAUUCUAAGAUGAGCAAGCUGUUAACCCAUACAGUAGAUUAUAAUCACCUGAGAUGUUGCAUUUACUAAUGAUGAUAGUGUCUUAGUUUGUCGACCCAAAGGAAGACCAUUUUCAACCCUCCACAAUUCUAAGAU